ACCUAGCUGGCGGCGAGGAUACCGGUUGCGAUGGUGUCCAACCCCGUGCAUGGCCUGCCCUUUCUACCAGGCACGUCCUUUAAGGACUCCACGAAAACAGCCUUCCAUAGAAGCCAGACUCUGGGCUACAGGAAUGGCUAUGCAAUUGUUCGUCGUCCAACAGUUGGGAUAGGUGGCGACCGGCUCCAAGUCAAUCAGCUGUCCCAGGCUGAGCUGGAUGAGUUGGCCAAUAAGGCACCAAUUCUAACUUAUGGUGAACCUAAGCAGGCCCCACCUGCAGAUUUUAUUCCUGCGCAUGUGGCCUUUGACAAAAAGGUGCUGAAAUUUGAUGCCUAUUUUCAAGAAGAUGUUCCUAUAUCAACUGAGGAACAAUAUAGAAUCCGUCAAGUGAACAUUUACUACUACCUAGAGGAUGACAGCAUGUCUGUCAUUGAGCCUGUGGUGGAAAACUCUGGAAUCCCUCAAGGCAAGUUAAUCAGACGUCAACGGCUGGCCAAGAAUGAUGUGGGAGAUCAUUACCACUGGAAAGACCUAAACAGAGGAAUAAACAUCACAAUUUAUGGCAAAACUUUCCGUAUUGUGGACUGUGACCGAUUCACACAGAUAUUUUUGGAAAGUCAAGGAAUUGAAUUAAAUCCACCAGAAAAGAUGGCUCUUGAUCCUUACACUGAACUACGAAAACAACCUCUCCGUAAAUAUGUCACCCCAUCAAGCUUCGAUCAACUUAAGCAGUUUCUCACUUUUGACAAACAAGUUCUUCGAUUCUAUGCAAUCUGGGAUGAUAGAGAUAGCAUGUUUGGUGAGUGUCGGGCCUACAUCAUUCAUUACUAUCUUAUGGAUGAUACAGUGGAAAUUCGAGAGGUCCACGAACGGAAUGAUGGGCGAGAUCCUUUCCCACUCCUCAUGAACCGCCAGCGCAUGCCAAAGGUUUUGGUGGAGAAUGCAAAGAGCUUCCCUCAGUGUGUGCUGGAAAUCUCUGACCAUGAGGUGUUGGAAUGGUUUACCGCCAAAGACUUCAUUGUUGGGAAACCACUCACCAUCCUUGGGAGAACUUUCUUCAUUUAUGAUUGUGACCCAUUUACUCGUCAGUAUUACAAAGAGAAGUUUGGAAUUGCUGAUUUACCACCUGUUGAUGUAAGCAAACAGGAACCACCGCCUGUAAAACAGGAAUUACCUCCUUAUAAUGGCUAUGGAUUAGUUGAAGAUUCUGCUCAGAAUUGCCUUGCUCUCAUUCCAAAAGCUCCAAAAAAAGACGUUAUUAAAAUGCUGGUGAACGAUAACAAGGUGCUCCGUUAUUUGGCUGCACUGGAAUCUCCUAUCCCAGAAGACAAAAAUCGCCGCUUUAUCUUCUCUUACUUCCUAGCCACUGACAUGAUCAGUAUCUUUGAACCCCCAGUUCGCAAUUCUGGUAUCAUUGGGGGCAAGUACCUUGGCAGAACUAAAGUUGUUAAACCACAUUCUUCAGUGGACAACCCCAUCUACUAUAGCCCUGGUGACUUCUUCAUUGGUGCUGUGAUUGAGGUGUUUGGCCAUCGGUUUGUUAUCCUUGAUACAGACGAGUAUGUUCUGAAAUACAUGGAAAGCAAUCCUGCCCAGUACUCACCAGAAGCGCUCUCAUCAGUUCAAAAUCUUAUCCAAAAGCGAGAAGCUCCAGCAUCAAAAUUGGAAAACAAGCAAACUGAAGAAGAUCCAGGCGUGCAGGAACUAGAAGCAUUAAUAGACGCAAUCCAGAAGCAGUUGAAAGAUUAUUCAUGCAAAGACAACAUUCGUGAGGCGUUUCAGACUUGUGACAAGGAAGCUUCAGGUUAUGUGGACAGAGAGAUGUUCUUUAAAAUCUGCGAAUCUUUUAAUGUUCCGAUUGAUGACUCCCUGGUUAAGGAGUUAAUCCGGAUUUGCUCUCAUGAAGAAGGCAAGAUUAACUACUAUAAUUUUGUGCGUGCUUUCUCAAACUGAUCUGGCCAAUGAGAGAAUACAACUUUUUGAUGUUGGACUCACACUUUGAAAUAGAUCUUGUACUCUCCACAGAGGCAUGUACAGAGCCCCUGAAGUUAUAUUUCUGUUUCGGUUCUUCUAUUUCACUAC
Molecule: messenger RNA, 2082 nt
Organism: Lepus europaeus (European hare)
Lineage: Eukaryota; Metazoa; Chordata; Mammalia; Lagomorpha; Leporidae
Gene: EFHC1
Product: EF-hand domain containing 1
Exons: 11
Coding region: 31-1953 (640 amino acids)
Biological process (GO): mitotic cytokinesis; mitotic spindle organization; cilium-dependent cell motility
Cellular component (GO): mitotic spindle; axoneme
Molecular function (GO): alpha-tubulin binding; calcium ion binding
Source: RefSeq, a predicted model, not a curated record